AUGGCUGGAAGUGGGAGGAUGCUUGGUGGAGGCGGAGCGCGGUUCCUGCAGCUGGCAGUGAGAAAAGAAGCCGAGAUGCCCUCUGCUGAUCGUGCCUCCAUGUUGCUGUUCCUCCUCAGGCGUGGUGAACAGGACGGGCAGGGGGUUGCAAGCCACAUCGGUGCAGAACAAGAGUCGUCGCGGCGGUAUCAAGCCAACAUGCCCUCAGAUACAAGCUGGCAGAAGCCGGAGUGGCAGAAGCCGGAUUGGCAAGACGAUCGAUGGGAGGGCGAUGUUGACGCUGGGAGCGGCGGAAGCGAUGCGGGUGCCGUGACGAGCGGCAAGGGCAGAUCCACAAGCCGAGCAAAGUCCAAGGGCAAGGCAGAUGCUCCGCGAGUCAAGGCCGACAGCGAGGAGCCUCGGCAGGAGCCUAAGCAGGAGCCUCGGCAGGAACCUCGAGGAGACGCGGUGACGCUUCGCCAAGUGGAAUCCAAAGCCAGACGCUCACGAGGCCGCGCAGGCAGUCAUCGGCACAAGCGAGAAGACUCGCACACAAGGAAGAUGGAGCCUCGCCAAGGCCGCUCUCGAAGCCGUGCAAGGGAAAGGCCAGAAAGGGAUCGGCACGGCCGGCGGGGGAGGUCUCCCUCACAAAGGGGUUCCGGCGCCAAGGCUCUACGGUCUCUCAGAUCCCGGAGCCGACGGAGUCGGAAGCAUCGAAGCCGAGCUCGAAGACACUGA
Messenger RNA from Symbiodinium natans, 717 nucleotides. The record is from the annotation of a GenBank genome assembly. NCBI's taxonomy places the organism in Eukaryota, Dinophyceae, Suessiales, Symbiodiniaceae.